CUCUUUUUUUUUUUUUUCUUUUUUUUCUUUUUUUUCCUAAUAUUUACUGGAGUCACUUUCCACGGUGACACUGUCUAGAGUUCACAAGAUCUGUAGGAAACAAAAUUGACAGCCGAACGUAGAAUAAACUCGAAGCGCAACGAUGAGCUCGAAAUCAUCAGACCCGAUCGAAGUCUGCGCCAAAGAAUCUGUCACCACUCCCAACAAGCUCGGUGACUGUCCAUUCACUCAAAGGGUUCUGCUUACAUUGGAAGAGAAACAUCUUCCCUAUGAGUUAAAGUUGGUUAAUUUCAAGAACAAACCUGAUUGGUUAUUGAAGAUAUCUCCAGAAGGUAAAGUGCCCUUGAUCAAGCUAGACGAGAAGUGGAUUGCCGAUUCGGAUGUUAUAACACAGGUGUUAGAGGAAAAGUUCCCUGAACCCUCACUCGCUACACCCCCUGAGAAAGCUUCAGUUGGUUCAAAGAUCUUCUCAACCUUUAUUGGGUUUCUUAAAAGCAAAGACCCUAGUGAUGGAACAGAGCAGGCUUUACUGGCUGAGCUGCGCUCCUUCAACGAUUAUCUUGAAGAAAAUGGCCCGUUUAUCAAUGGGAAAGUGAUAUCUGCAGCAGAUUUGUCCCUUGCACCUAAGCUCUAUCAUCUUGAAGUUGCUUUGGGAUAUUACAAGAAGUGGUCUAUCCCAGCUUCACUUACCCAUUUGAUUUCGUACAUGAAGACAAUCUUCUUCACGGAUUCAUUUAUCAAAACUCGAGCUGAACCGCAUGAUGUGAUCGAAGGGUGGAGACCUAAAGUGGAAGGUUGAAUGACUAUUAGCUAGCCAAUGAGUUGAUUGACUUAUAUUAUUGCAUCAUGUCCUAUUUUAUCUUGAUAUAUAUAUUAUUGCAUAAAAUCUAUGAAGACUUAUUAGCCAAUCAGUUGAUUGACUUCUUGUGGUGUGCUUAUGUAGUUGAAAGAUUGUCCAGUGUCAGUGUCAUCGUCAGUUUGUGAUUUAACAGGACGCAUUUUAGUAAAUUUUCAUCUUUGAUUGUUAAGACCAAUUCAAUCUUGGAAAUCAGAUUUUAGAUCUAAUAUAAUGGUAAAACCUAAAAUGUAAGGUUUGUGACCAUGUGAAAAGCUGCAGUUAAAGGAGCUCUUUAGGGGCUGAAUUUCUUAAGUUUCAUGGCAG
This is a messenger RNA of Striga asiatica, 1162 nucleotides long. NCBI's taxonomy places the organism in Eukaryota, Viridiplantae, Streptophyta, Magnoliopsida, Lamiales, Orobanchaceae. The record is from the annotation of a GenBank genome assembly.